Messenger RNA from Porites lobata, 4662 nucleotides. Lineage: Eukaryota; Metazoa; Cnidaria; Anthozoa; Scleractinia; Poritidae. The record is from the annotation of a GenBank genome assembly.
AUGAGCUUAAAGCUGCGUACAGAUGCAUGUGAAUGUUGUAUCACCCUAACAAACAUCAAGAUCCCGCGAAAAAGAAAGUACGGUAAGUUUAAAAAAGCUUAGGCCCUGUUCGCACUAAGCAAAGUUUUGUUUGUUUUGCCAAAAAAAUCUGUCAACAGGGAGCCAUUUCUAGUGCGAACGACUUUUUUCACCUUCCAAAAUUUUCUCAACUGUCACCAUGCAAAGUUCAAAGAUGCCGUCGGCGAGAAGAUUUGGAGGCCUACAAUUUCUUCAGGGGCACGCAACGUCAAUUUUCGGAAAAUAUCUGUUCGGAAGACGAUUUGAGAUCUCGAAUUUUCGAAACAUUUGUUGUAAAAUUUCUUGCUUGUCUGCCUCUCCUAGGAUUUUCGAACAUCUAAAAAAUGGUAUAAUUGCCCAUCUCAGAUUUUUACCCUGAAAAGGUCACCCAGAAUUUUCGGGAGCGUUUUUUCUGGCUGAAAUUUUCGAAAAGGUAAGCUAGGAAAUCCGAACAGACAAAAAAUCUUUAGGGGAUAAAAUAUGUCUAUAUCUACUGUUUAAACACUAAAAUACGUUUAACAAUGGCAUGUUUAAGUGGUUUUGAACUAUAUUCUCGCUGGGUGCCCCUGUUUCUUGUCAGGCGACAAACUCUCUGUUCCUUAACAGUAUCCUUCACCAUGUUGUCAACAAGUUCCUUUGACCCAAACUUUAACGACACACGCAGCCGUUUCCUUAAAGCGUUGUUAACAUGACCUGCUCCUCCAAGGAAUUUUGCCAAAAAACGUGUUUUCAAGCCAGUCGAGUCAUUUGCUGUUUUUGGGAAAGCUUUUAGGAUUGCCGCUCAGGGGUGAAUGGGUUAAUACCACCCGAGUUCCAUGGCUUCUGGCUGGUCGCAUGAAGGAUUCUUUCACAUUAAGUUUACAUUAAAAAUCAUGCCAUUACCGCAGCUUGAUCCUCAUAGUAGCUAGUAAUUACUGCCUUUUCAUAAAAAUGAUAGUAUAAACAACAGUUUGUUUGCACUUGUUUUGACAGAUUGAUGUAGAGUUAUUCAGUGAAAUUCAAAAGGCUUAUGAAGGUAUGGUACACAUGUAUUAGCACCGGUCAUCGAUUAAGUACUGCACCAAUGCAAUCAAAUGUUUCUGUUAGUUAUACCGGUAACUUAAAAGAAACAGUUCUUUCCAAUUAUUAAAUAAAUGUCAUCUUCUAAUGAGCACCACACUGAAUAAACACCACAUUUAAAUAGACAUUUACCAGACCAGAUGGUAAAUGCAGUUAAUGGAACAUGAAGCCCAAGGAGGGAUAGGCUAAGGUAGCCUGCCCCGAUGCAUGCUAGUUUGUAUCUUUAAAGCUUUACUUAUAAAUGAAGUGCGCUAUUCUUUAAGUUGUAAACAAAAGCUGUUCAUGGCUGGAACCUUACUAAUAUGUCGAAUGUUUGUCAUUGUAUGUUUCUUCGCAUUGCGCAGAUUGGUCCCUGUUUUCAAGGCCGUGUUCAAGGCUAGACUUUUAUCAUGAUAAGACUGUUGAAUGGACUCUAAAGACUCUAGUUAUAUGAAGAGUCGUCCCUUUGUUUGCUAAUAAGCUUGUUAUUGUUCAUGAUGAGCAGUCUUGUUAAUUAGGUUAAGUCCAUUCAAUGAAAAGCACAUGGUUUUGUUCUUUGCUUAGUUUUCUCUUCGACUGCCAUUGUUCUAUUCAUUCAUUUUUCAAUGUAAUUCUCUAUGGUUCUAAGCAGUGCAAAUGAUUCAAGUUAUCUCUGCCUACUUUCUUUGAUUACGACUUGUGUCUUCGUGAAAAAGACUAGGUAGCUUAUAUUACAACUGUAUCUAUUUGUCGAGAAUUGAGACACUGUCUGGCUAUAAAGGUUCUGCUGUUUUACACCUAGUCAUUAUUCGGCUAGCUAGCACCAAAGCAAACAGUUACAGUAAUUUUGUUACCCAUAGUUUCACUGAUUAUACAACAAGAAGAGCUAAUGAAAUGGCAUCCAAGUGGAGUUACAGGAACCAGAAUUCAAGUGAUCAGGUUAAAUUUGAAAUUGUGAUCAAAGGAAAGGAAAUUUAGUUCUAGUUGGUGAGGAAUUACAGCUCUCUGAGUUUGAGUUAACCAAGUAAAAAUGACUGAAAAGUGGAGUGAAAUCCAAGGGAAAUAGGACUUAGUUUGAGUUAGCGGGGAGUUCGAGUUGUCCAAGUUUGUGUUAUCGGCGUUCCACUGUACAUGUUUAUUGCAUCUGUGCCCUGCAAACAGUGGUUUCUCCAGGCUGGUUGCUAUGAUACGAAGGGAGAGAAACCACUCGAGGAACCGUUUGCGUUUCCAUUGAGCAUGGGCGUCCACGUGAUGCCUACAUCAAAUGGCAUCACUUCCUCUUUUUUCGCAGGAAAAAUUAGGGACUUAAAUAUCCAACAACAAGAUGGCAACGAGAACAUCAAUGAAACAAUAGGUUUGAUAAGCAAAACAACAACUUUGUACGUGUAUCACGCUUUUUUGUGCAUUUUUUGGCCAAUUUUGUAUGAAAAUGUCUAAUUGCGCAUUUUAUGGAUGGCGUAAACAAGCAACAGUGAAAUUUCAUUUCACUUCGGACAGUCCUGAACUUGGAUAUGAUGCCUUGGAAUUUAACUUCAGUUGUCUUUGCGUACAUUUGACAAAGUAAGUAGGAAUGAAUAAUCCCACUAAAAUACUGAAUUGACAGAGCGCAAAUUCACAGCAGGCUCUUAUUAAGGCAACAGUUUUAAGCAUGAGCAAAUGCGCAAGAGUUAACUUGUUUUUAAACAGGUUUUACUUGUUUAAAGUUAACUUAUUCAUACAUGGGGCUGGACGGCGGCUCUAUCAAAGAAGCAGACAGUUGCUCACAGUGGUUUCUCUCCCUUCGUAGUGUAGCAUACAGCCUGGAGAAACCACUACUCACAGGGUAUUGCAUGUGUCAAGAAACAUAAUUUGCAGAAGUUUUGAAAGCAAAGGUUAGGAGGUAUUAUUGGUUAAUAUGGUAUUUAAAAUUUAGCUUCCCUUAUUACUCUUGCUGCUAUGCCAAAGCCAACUUUCUUGUUGAUACAUUUGAAAUACAUGUAGUAAAAUUAAUUUUUGAACAUUUUCGUUCUUGAUUUGAUUUCAGGCAACAUUUGAAGCUGGAAAUGGCCCCACUCUAAUUCCGUGAGCAUUCUCAAACCUUACAGGGACAAGGUAGUCUAUUUUAUCUUUACUGUAAACAAUUUGUGGGUCUAUUUACAUAGAGGGAGGAACAUUCUAGUACCAGGAAGAUCUUGAAAGUGAUCAUCCUAUCGCCUCUUGUUUUCUGUAUUCGGUUUACAUGCAAAGGGUUGUACUUUUUCCUAGUGCUAGGAUCUUCUUUGUACUAGGAUCUUCUUAGCUGAGAGAUAGACAGAUGCUGGCUUCAUGUGAACUUUCUUUGUUAGGAAGAUCCUAGUACUAGGGACAAACCAGACAAAAGUGGCAAGGUGCUGUUCAGUGGCUAAUCAUAGCAAUAAAGGCUGAUCAUUUUGUUUGGCGUUACCACAAGCUGAUUAUUGUGAUAAUUCUGCUGAAAUGUAGUUAUUAACACCAGACGAGUAAAGAGAGCUGAAGGACCCGAAUUGCAUUUUUGGUUUUGUGGCUCCUCCUCAAACCUUUUCUACUUGGGCACCACAUGGACUGAAAUUUCUGCAGGUAAACCCAACAUAAAGUUGUUCCGCCUUCUGGGGUCUUCCUACUUCCAUGAAAAUGGUUAUUCCUGUCUUAGGUCAAUUCUGUGCAGAAGUCAUUACCUAGCUCCUUUUAAUACCCGUACACAAAAAUUAAUGCUCUUGUAGAGUUGGGAAAUGAAACAAAUUUUAUCUGGGGCACUAACCAUUAUUUUCUUUUUUUAGUGGGGGGGGGUUGAUUUUUGUAGACAUAGUAUUAAACCUGAAAAAGUUGGGCUAACUUUUUCCACAUUUUAAUCUUUAUGCACCCAUCCCAUUGACACAGUUUCAGUGCCUAAAUAUAGUGUUAAAUAACUGAACUGUACCAUUAUUUUUGGAAUUCAAUGAUGCAAAGACACUUUUUAGCUUUAUAAAAAGAUAGUAAAAGGAGGUUAAAUGGUGCCUUUAAUCGCUUAAUUUAUAAUUGCCACUGUGCAAUUUAUUGUGUGACAAAUCCUUUCUUAGCCCUGCAUAGUUGCUGCGUUGGAGGAAUUGCGAUCGGAAGUCAUGGAAAUGGGAUGUCUGUGGGAUUGAAUGGCAGUAAGUGUACAUAUAUUUAAAUAAUAUUAUGAUAACAUUUGCUGUGUAAAAUCUUGAAAUCAAGCUACAAGUAGUUUGUGACUCAUUUUCCUCACAGGGGGUAGAGUGAAAAAAUAUGGAAAUCGAUAGGUGUUUUUUACCUUCAGUAAAAUUUUAAAAACGUCAUGAAAGUUAAAAAAAUGAAAGAUGAUAAAAUUGUCAACAAUAAAAAUAAUUUUUGUAGUUUGUUAUUAUUAUAUGUGACUGCAUGCGAGAAGUGUGCCCCUGUAAAAACAGUUGUGACUGUGGUGCCUGCUGCAAUUUCAUUUUUAGUUUUAGAUACUAACAAUAUUUUCUCUUGUUACUUCAAUCAGUGCUUCCUCGGCAACUUGACGGACACACCGUGGGAUACUUAACUUACAAGGAUGGCACUCACUCUUCCAUCAAUGCAACAGUGGUGAGGGAAACAGAACAAAGUUAA